Molecule: messenger RNA, 636 nt
Organism: Meloidogyne enterolobii
Lineage: Eukaryota; Metazoa; Nematoda; Chromadorea; Rhabditida; Meloidogynidae
Source: the annotation of a GenBank genome assembly
AUGAACAAUAAUAAAAAUCUUACAAGUCAAAUUUUACCUGAAGUCGAAAUUAGUAUUAACUUGAAUGGAAUAACAAUCUCAAGUGCACGUCUAACUCCUUCUCGUUUCGUACCGUAUGAUAUAUGUGGCAAAUGUCGUGAAUGUAAAAGUACGGAAGUUGAAGUGGAUUUUAUUGUCACCAAAGAUGGUGUUACUAUAUUUUGCACACGUAUAUCAGGAACUCGUUAUGUACCUUUUGAUUCAACUUAUGACUUACCAGGAAUAUGUUUCUUUCGGAUUAAGAACAAAGGCCGUGUAUUCAAUAUCCCAUAUGGCUCUGUAAAACCACAAACACCACUUCCAACUCAACAACCGAUACAACCAGAAACACUAAACAACCCGGCUACAAUAUCAGAAAAUCAGAAAAAACCAAAGCAACAAAAAUUUACAAAACAUACAAUUGAAAAUAUUCUCAAAGACAAAAGUAAAGAAAAUAAUGAAAAUAUUUUGCUUAAUGAAUUUUUUGAUAGUCUCGAUGCAGCAACAACUGGAAUUCCAUCACAAAUUGAUAAGAUGAAUGAUUUGAAGAAACAGGCUACAAAGAUGGAAGAAGAAGAGAUGGCGGCUAUCGAAGCAUUAUAUAACAUACCUCGCUAA